Aspergillus welwitschiae is the source of this 384-nucleotide messenger RNA. RefSeq lists its product as uncharacterized. NCBI's taxonomy places the organism in Eukaryota, Fungi, Ascomycota, Eurotiomycetes, Eurotiales, Aspergillaceae. The transcript has 2 exons. The record is from RefSeq and is a predicted model, not a curated record. Bases 1 to 384 code for a protein of 127 amino acids.
AUGGCCGAUGAUCCUGACGUUUCUCAGUGGCAGUUUAGUACAACGUGGCUAUAUUUCCCGUGUACAGAAGAGUACCGGAACCGAGCCGAACAGUUUCAGAGAGCUAUUGAGAAUAUAGAUAGCUUGACCUACGCGAUCUACCACUACAAUCCAGCCAUUCCUCCUACUAUGCGGGGUAUUCUGCUUGCGGUCUAUCACCCACUGGAUUAUGGUACAGCUUCUAUCCUGGCCAUUGCACGCGGCGACUUGGUCAGCUAUCGAAAUGCCGCUGCUGGACAACCCGGGGGGAUGGGACCCAGCCAGUCGACCAUAUAUCUCUCGCUUAAUGAAGAUGAUGAUAUGGAUACUAGCGAAGACGCAAUGAUGAGCACGGAUAUUCAGUGA